This is a messenger RNA of Procambarus clarkii (red swamp crayfish), 1158 nucleotides long. NCBI's taxonomy places the organism in Eukaryota, Metazoa, Arthropoda, Malacostraca, Decapoda, Cambaridae. The record is from RefSeq and is a predicted model, not a curated record.
AUGGUCAGCAGCCCUAGGGUCCCUGGUCAGCAGGCACAGUGGUCCAUGGUCAGCAGCCACAGUGGUCCCUGGUCAGCAGCCACAGUGGUCCCUGAUCAGCAGCCACAGUGGUCCCUGAUCAGCAGCCACAGUGGUCCAUGGUCAGCAGCCGCAGUGGUCCCUGGUCAGCAGCCACAGUGGUCCAUGGUCAGCAGCCACAGUGGUCCCUGGUCAGCAGCCACAGUGGUCCCUGGUCAGCAGCCACAGUGGUCCCUGGUCAGCAGCCACAGUGGUCCAUGGUCAGCAGCCCUAGGGUCCCUGGUCAGCAGCCACAGGGGUCCCUGGUCAGCAGCCACAGGGGUCCCUGGUCAGCAGCCACAGUGGUCCAUGGUCAGCAGCCACAGUGGUCCCUGGUCAGCAGCCACAGUGGUCCAUGGUCAGCAGCCACAGUGGUCCCUGGUCAGCAGCCACAGUGGUCCAUGGUCAGCAGCCACAGUGGUCCAUGGUCAGCAGCCACAGGGGUCCCUGGUCAGCAGCCACAGGGGUCCCUGGUCAGCAGCCCUAGGGGCCCUGGUCAGCAGCCACAGGGGACCCUGGUCAGCAGCCACAGGGGGCCCUGGUCAGCAGCCACAGUGGUCCCUUGUCAGCAGCCACAGGGGCUCUGGUCAGCAGCCACAGGGGGCCCUGGUCAGCAGCCACAGGGGACCCUGGUCAGCAGCCACAGUGGUCGCUGGUCAGCAGCCACAGGGGCCCUGGUCAGCAGCCACAGGGGGCCCUGGUCAGCAGCCACAGGGGCCCUGGUCAGCAGCCACAGGGGGCCCUGGUCAGCAGCCACAGGGGCCCUGGUCAGCAGCCACAGUGGUCCCUGGUCAGCAGCCACAGGGGACCCUGGUCAGCAGCCACAGGGGGCCCUGGUCAGCAGCCACAGGGGCCCUGGUCAGCAGUCACAGGGGGCCCUGGUCAGCAGCCACAGUGGUCUCUGGUCAGCAGCCACAGUGGUCCAUGGUCAGUAGCCACAGUGGUCCCUGGUCAGCAGCCACAGUGGUCCCUGGUCAGCAACCACAGGGGUCCCUGGUCAGCAGCCACAGGGGUCCCUGGUCAGCAGCCCUAGGGUCCCUGGUCUCCAGCCACAGUGGUCCCUGGUCAGCAGCCACAGGGGGCCCUGGUCAGCAGCCCUAG